AUGACAACACCAAUUCGUAUAUCAUCAUUACUUCCUGAAAAAUCACCGACUGUAACCAGAGAUGAUUGUUCAUAUUAUGGACGAGUCAAUACAACUGGCUUCGGUUUUAUAGGAUCAUAUGAAGGAAUUCCAGAAAAUAUUUUAGUUAAUUUAGUUGUUUCAUCAAGACGAUGGUUAUGGAUUCGAGAUUUAUUUAUAAUUAGUGAUUGGGAUGUUUAUCGAGAUUGCUCACCAGAUGCAUAUUAUUAUCUUUUAUUUCAUACUUAUUUAAUUACUUAUUUACUUUUUGUAACAAUAUUUUCAUUGGCUACUGUAUUACCGGUUCGUUUGCUAGGAAUACAAAAAGCAUAUCCAGCAUAUAAUAUAAUACAUUUAACUCUUGCUUAUAAUAUAGCUCAAUUACAACAUUGUUAUAAACGACGUGAACUUAAUCUUCGUAUUUGGCAACAAAGUAAAAAAAUGUUUGAAGAAAGGGGUAAACGACCUGUUGUUUAUAAUAAUAAAUGUGGACAAAUGUGUGGUGUAAUGUUGCGCAAAAGAGAACGUGUCGAAUAUGAAUAUUUACAUGUUCGAACAAAAAAAUGUGGAUUAGCAUUUGUAACAUUUUCAACACCUGUCGAAGCACAUAGAGUUCGUUCAAAUUUUCAACCAACAUGUUUUGCUGCAGAUCGUCGACCAAAACCAUCUAUAAGUAAUUCAAUUGAUAUACAUGAAUGGAAUGUUAGUUUUGCACCAAGAGUAACGAAACAAAUUCAAGUACCUAUUUUUUCAACAUCUGUUAUGUCAGUAUUAUUAUUAUGUAUAUUUGCUGCUGCAAUGCCAUCAUUUGUUAGUGUAACAUCAUUACAUGAAAAACAAUGGAAAAAAUCAGCAUUAGAUAAAUCAAUGAUGAUUAAAUUAUUUGUUUAUCUUUCAAUGAUGAUAUUAAUAUUACAAUCAUCACGUUUAAUAAGAUAUUCUUGA
Messenger RNA from Adineta steineri, 963 nucleotides. The record is from the annotation of a GenBank genome assembly. Lineage: Eukaryota; Metazoa; Rotifera; Eurotatoria; Adinetida; Adinetidae.